AAAAGGGGAGUUAAAUCAGGUCAUGCUCUUUGGCCCUCAUCUCUUUGUCCCCUCCUCUGCACUGAGCUCUGUGUCUUGCAUUGAGUCUCCUAUGGACUUCUCUCCAAGCAGUCCCAAAUGACAGUGAAGUUACCUAUUGCUGCAUGUGCCCCCUGCUCUGCUGAAGCCACUGAGAGCAGUGACUGCCUCUGCUCGCCCACCACAACUUCCCCAUGUCACCUCUGGGAAGAAAAGUCAGAAGACCAGGAUCUCCAGGGCCUCAAGGACAAACCCCUGAAGUUUAAAAAGGUGAAGAAGGAUAAGAAAGAAGACAAGGAGGGCAAGCAUGAGCCCCUGCAGCCGUCAGCCCAUCACUCUGCUGAGCCAGCAGAAGCAGGCAAAGCAGAGACCUCAGAAGGGUCAGGCGCAGCCCCAGCCGUCCCAGAAGCUUCUGCCUCCCCCAAACAGCGGCGGUCCAUCAUUCGUGACCGGGGACCCAUGUAUGAUGACCCCACUCUGCCUGAAGGUUGGACCCGGAAGCUUAAGCAAAGGAAAUCUGGCCGCUCCGCUGGGAAGUAUGAUGUGUAUUUGAUCAAUCCCCAGGGAAAAGCCUUUCGAUCUAAAGUGGAGUUGAUUGCGUACUUCGAAAAGGUAGGCGACACCUCCCUGGACCCUAAUGAUUUUGACUUCACGGUAACUGGGAGAGGGAGCCCCUCCCGGCGAGAGCAGAAACCACCUAAGAAGCCCAAAUCUCCCAAAGCUCCAGGAACUGGCAGAGGUCGGGGACGCCCCAAAGGGAGCGGCACCGCGAGACCCAAGGCGGCAGCAUCAGAGGGCGUGCAGGUGAAAAGGGUCCUGGAGAAAAGUCCCGGGAAGCUGCUCGUCAAGAUGCCUUUUCAAGCUUCACCAGGGAGCAAGGCCGAAGGGGCUGGGGCCACCACAUCAGCCCAAGUCAUGGUUAUCAAACGCCCCGGCAGGAAGCGAAAAGCCGAGGCCGACCCCCAGGCCAUUCCCAAGAAACGGGGCCGAAAGCCAGGCAGUGUGGUGGCGGCUGCUGCCGCUGAGGCCAAGAAGAAAGCCGUGAAGGAGUCAUCCAUCCGGUCUGUGCAAGAGACCGUGCUCCCCAUCAAAAAGCGUAAGACCCGGGAGACAGUCAGCAUUGAGGUGAAGGAGGUGGUGAAGCCUCUGCUGGUGUCCACACUCGGCGAAAAGAGUGGGAAGGGACUGAAGACCUGCAAGAGCCCUGGGCGGAAAAGUAAGGAGAGCAGCCCUAAGGGGCGUAGCAGCAGUGCCUCCUCGCCCCCCAAGAAGGAGCAUCAUCACCACCACCACCACUCAGAGCCCCCGAAGGCACCCACACCGCUGCUCCCGCCCCCGCCCCCACCCCCGCCCGAGCCCCAGAGCUCCGAGGACCCUGCCAGCCCCCCUGAGCCCCAGGACUUGAGCAGCAGCAUCUGCAAAGAAGAGAAGAUGCCGAGAGGAGGCUCGCUGGAAAGCGACGGCUGCCCCAAGGAGCCAGCUAAGACUCAGCCUACGGUUGCGACCACCACCACGGCCGCAGAAAAGUACAAACACCGAGGGGAGGGAGAGCGCAAAGACAUUGUUUCAUCCUCCAUGCCAAGGCCAAACAGAGAGGAGCCUGUGGACAGCCGGACGCCCGUGACCGAGAGAGUUAGCUGACUUUACACAGAGCGGAUUGCAAAGCAAACCAACAAGAAUAAAGGCAGCUGUUGUCUCUUCUCCUUAUGGGUAGGGCUCUGACAAAGCUUCCCGAUUAACUGAAAUAAAAAAUAUUUUUUUUUCUUUCAGUAAACUUAGAGUUUCGUGGCUUCAGGGUGGGAGUAGUUGGAGCAUUGGGGAUGUUUUUCUUACCGACAAGCACAGUCAGGUUGAAGACCUAACCAGGGCCAGAAGUAGCUUUGCACUUUUCUAAACUAGGCUCCUUCAACAAGGCUUGCUGCAGAUACUACUGACCAGACAAGCUGUUGACCAGGCUUCUUAGGGUACGCCUGCACCUCCCCUCCCACCCAGACCUCCCCCCGUGUGGUCAUUAAGGACAGAGGGCACUUGAGAGGACACUCCCAUUUUCGGUGCCAUUGGUGCCCCAGUCUCAGCUCUCCUCUCCCCCGACCCUGCCCCCAGCUUCCCUACCUCCCCCAUUCCCACCCACGUUGGGACAAGGAGGUGUGAGGCAGGAGAGACAGUUGGAUUCUUUAAAGAAGAUGACGGAGAUGGCCAGUGGCUACAGCCUGUGUGAUCCCACCGUGGUGGCACAAAGCUGGCCCCACUCCAGCCCCAAUCCAAAACUAACAAGGACAUUUCACAGGACAGGGAAGUAGCACCUGUUCACUCCAGUUCUGGCAUGGCUCGGAGGGAGUCGUCCUUUGAACUGCUGGGUGUAGAUUGGCCUGAGCCAGAGGAGAGGAUGGCCCAGGGCUGGCCUCCAGUGGAUGGCACUAGAAAGAGGCCAUGAGGCAGCAGGACAAGGUGCAGGCAGGCUGGCCCGGCUCCGGACCAGCAGAGUGUAGUGGGGCAGGAGGGACUCCUAGUCACUCAGAGCAGUCUGUGACUGGCAGUUAGAGGCUCACUGGGGCGGAGGCCAAGGGGAAGGAGGGGAGAAUGUUCUUCCAAAACUUUCCAAUUCUACUCCUUAGGGACAGCUUAGAACUAUUUGCACUAUUGAGUCUUCAUGUUCCCACUUCAAAACAAACGUGCUCAGAGAGCAAACUGGCUUGAAUUGGUGACAUUUUGUCCCUCAAGCCACCAGACGUGAUGGUGUUUAGAACUGCCUGGAUCUGUAGAUACCUGCGCUUGUUUUAAAGUGGGCUCAGCACAUAGGGUUCCCACGAAGCUCCGAAACUCUAAGUGUUUGCUGCAAUUUUAUAAGGACUUCCUGAUUGCUUUCUCUUCUCUCCUUCCAUUUCUGCCUUCUGUCAUUUCAUUCUUUCAUUUCUUCAUCUCCUCCUUCCUCUUCAUUCAUCCCUUCUGUUCCAAGCAGCCACAGUGCCCAACUGUACCCUGAACAGAUCCGGUUAGCUCAUGUCCCCAGAACUCACCCUGCACUUGGCCUUCCCACCACCAAGCCCAGCCCACUCUCACCCCAGUUUGAGCCCUGAGGAAGCCCUGGGGUCUGCCAAGUCCAUCUGACCCUAGCACCUCAGCCUCUCUGAAGGGCAAGAGAACAGCAAGGUCUCACUCUCCUAGGUCAGAGCCCAGGCACUGAGCCUCCUCAGCCUUCCACUUGAGAAAAGUGGGUGGGAAAAAUCAGGCCAGAUUUGGAUUCGGGAGUUGUGGGCAAGAACAGAGGCCCCCGCCCCGUGGUCUGCCACAGUCAUCAAGCAGCCCAGCUCUGACCUUGGCCUCUGCCAGGCCUGACUAGCACAGCGCCGUGUGGCAGGGCAGCAGGCAGAACAAAUGCAGAUGCCCCCAGACAUGAGCUGGGACCAGUGCCUAGGGAUCCCCCUUCUCUGCCCACCCAGGCUCCUCCAUUAACCACGAGUUCUUUUCUAAUAGAAAACGUUUGGCUUUUGCUUGCUGGAGACUGGGUAGGGCCAGUGUAGCACACAUUUUCCUGUCUGCACCAGGGUUAUGGUAUAGGGGCUUAGAGGCUUGGGUUUGCUGUGGGAUCCCAUCCUUUCAACCUCUCUGUUCAGGAAGUCCUUAUCUAGCUGCAUAUCUUCAUCAUAUUGGUAUAUCCUUUUCUGUGUUUACAGAGAUGUCUCUUAUAUCUAAAUCUGUCCAACUGAGAAGUACCUUAUCAAAGUAGCAAAUGAGACAGCAGUCUUAUGCUUCCAGAAACACCCACAAGCACGUCCCAUGUGAGCUGCUGCCAUGAACUGUCAAGUGCGUGUUGUCUUGUGUAUUUCAGUUAUUGUCCCCUGGCUUCCUUACUGCGGUGUAACCAUGAAGGAGUGAAACAUCCUAGAAAACCGUCUAGCACUUCCUUGCCAGUCCUUAGUGAUCAGGAACCAUAGUUGACAGUUCCGAUCAGUAGCUUAAGAAAAAAACCGUGUCUGUCUCUUCCAGAAUGGUUAGAAGCAAGGGAGUUUGCCCCAUUCUGUUCUUAGAGUCAUAGUUGGCCUUUCUAGCAUUUUUGUAUCCAUUUCCUUAUGCUGCAAAAGCAAGUCCCACAACCAACCCCACUCUGCUGUCAACCCUCCAGGCUUCACUUCUGACUCCUCCCCAGGAAGGGAAGGGGGGUUGGAGGAGGGGGCAAGUCCUUCGGGACUCCUCUUCCCCCAAGGACAAAAGGCUCCUGCCCCCACAGUGGCCUUGCACUCCUGGCACCCCCAAAGACACCUAUCCAUGUGAGCACGGCAUCUGGCCAGUUUGUCAUGGAGACGUCCAUUUUAGUUGAUCAUGUUUUUGUGUUAUACCUAGUCAGUCCAGUGAAAUGUGGCUCCUAGGACCAAUGUCAGGAGCUGGCUGGCCUCCCCGUCAGCUUAGUACCACCUGGUCCUGGGAAGAGGAGUGUGGGACCCAUCAGGCCCGCCUUUCACCCAUGACAGUUUAUUCAGGGGCUGACUGGGCACUGGUGGUCAAGAACAUAGCAUUGGAAGGGUUGUUUUCUUUCUGGCCCAAGCUGCAGGCAGUGCCUGAGGCUCCUUAGGGUUUUCUCUCUCUCCCCCUUUCUUCCACAUUCCCUCCUCUUCCCCAAAUAAAGUCAUCACGAGUGAGUCACCUUUAAGCAGGCCGCCUUGGCGGUUUGUCACCCUUGGCGGGCAGGGGCCCUGCAGCUCCCAUGCCACCCCUGUUCCUGGAGUCAGGUUGACAGGAGGUUGGAGGCAAAGCAUAAGCCCUGGAAUUCUCACCAGCUGUGUCCAGCCCAGUUUGGGGUGCGACCUUGAUUGUGUGUGUACUUGAACACAACAAAGAUUGGGGGGCAUCUUUUAGGGACUAUGAAGAAUACAGGAAUUGACCGACGGCUUUCAGAUCCCCAUGGGUCUAGGUCACAGAGAGUCAUGCUUGUCUUCCCUACCUUCAUUCUAGUUGUUAGUUACUACCUCCUUUCUUGACAGAAUUCUGUAUGUCCUCGAGCUCCUCCCACAAUGCCCAGCCCAACCCUGCCCUACCCGUCUGCCCAUUGGUGGGCUCGUCCUUACCAGUGGAAUUGCCGGCUUUGACACUUCAGUGAACUGGGGAACUAGGCCACAACCAGGCUCUAGUUUAGCUCCCUUCUGCUGGCAUAGGAAACACCAUGUCCCGGUCCAUCAGUGCCAAACUAGCUAAGGACCCCAGUCCCUCAGCUCCCUGGAAAAGUGAAAGUCGUGGCCUGGGGCUGCUGGCCAUAGCCAGCACCUGGCUUUUACUGAGACCCUGUGCCGGUGUAGGCAACAGUCUGUUCAGUGGCAUCAUUCCAGGCUAGAGGCCAAGAACAGUGGCAGACCUGCAACAGUCCCAAGUUGUUGCCUGCUCUGCCCAACUUGUCAUUCCUGUGACAGUCAUCAUAAAAGGGUAGUAGCCAGAAACGAACUUCCAUAUUUGGUGGGAGUUUCCUUAGCUGACAGGCCCUCUGGAUUUUAAGUAACUCUUAAUAAGCAGCUCAAGCCCAGGAGAGAGCAAAGGUUACGAACUCGCCAGGAGCCAACUGGAUCUUGUGGAGCAUUCCCACCCGGCUCUCUGGACUGCCAUGGUCAGGAGAGGUCACAGGUACUGGUUCUUAGAGACCUUUGUGUAUCCGUUCCUAGCUGGUGUCGUUGCCCUGAAUUGCUUCCUGAUGCGAGCUUCACGCACGGAGUCUAGGACCAAUGGCCCAGACUUUGGGAAGCAAACUGUCUAGAGCCUUACGAGUGUUUGCCUAACCAGUCCCUCAAGUGCCAGCCUCUGGCAUGUGGGCAAGCACAGCAGCAUCACCAGGCCUGCGGUUGAGCCCUUGCCCCCAUGCCCCUGCUAUGUUGGAUUCCCCAGUCUUCCUCUGCUUUCUGCAAGGGUCCAUCUUUGCUCUUUGUCAGUUAGCCCGUCCACACUGGAGGGGUUUGUUGAGUCUCCAUUUUUGUGUCUUUCUCUUUUAGAUCAGUCUUUAGAAAAGGCCUAACUGUUACAAAUCACUAGGAUACUGCCUCCCCCAGGGUCUGAAGUUACAUAUUAAAGAGGAAAAAAGGUAACAUUGAAACCUGCUCUCAACAAUUCAGAAGGAAAACCUAGAAAAUAUUUGGCAAAAAGAUUACAUGUUAAUGUCUCUGAACGUAUAAGAGCAAGCUUUUGCAAAAAUUCUGAUCUAAAAAUACCUGGAGCCAGGCCUGACGUGUGGUGAGUGCUGCAGGCGAAGGGGAUUCGGUCUGAAGCUGCUGCAUCUGAGACUCAGGGCCACCCUGUCAUUGGAGAGCCUGUAUCUCCUUGGGUAGCAGUCCCUGAGGACUUAGCUGCCACCUCUGUCCUCUGGGACGGCCUGGAGGUUAGGGGCCUACCUGGUCUCAAAGCAGCAGGAGCCCAGCUCUUGGUGUGGGAAGCUAAAUGGUCACCAGGGACUUGCGAAGGCCUGCAUCAUUCUCACUCCCCAGCACCACCUGUUUGUUGCUCCAUUCUCAUCUCCGCAGAGCCUACCCAGAGCUCUGAUUUGUCAGGAGAAAAAUGAGUUCUAACUAGGAAGGAGAGGGUAAUGUCUUCCCCUUGGCCUCUGCCUGUGGCACAGCCUGUCCCCUGAGGACAUUCCCCUGCCCUGCUCUCCUUGGGCUGUAAGGGCCUGGUGAAAUGGCACUCCAUUCUGAACUCGGAGGUGAGGACAGAGGCCUGAACGUUCGCUGUGGUGUGUGCCCCACUCGCCCCUCACCCUUUAGACCCCCUGGGGCAGAGAGAGGGUGGGUGUGAGGAUAGGUGCUGCCACCCCCAGUAGAGCUGAACAUUUGAGAAACUUGCAAAUUGUCUUUGCUCCUCUAGCUCCCCCUUCUAUCUCACCUUUUCUCAGGUCCUGCUCAGCAGCAAGAGAAAAUAAGAUGAAAAGGCCAAGAGGUUUGCCUCCUGCCCACUGGUAGUUUCUCUCCCCACAGUGUUUGUGUAUCAAGUGACAAAGCUGUUUUUCCUGGUGACCCUGAUUAUAUCCAGUAUCUUAUAGACUAUAUGCAUAGGCCUGCUUGGUCUCCUCUGUCCUGGGCUUUUGUUUUGCUUUUUAGUUUUGCUUUUAGUUUUUCUGUCCCUUUUAUUUAAUGCACCAACUAGACACACAAAGCAGUUGAAUUUUUAUAUAUAUAUCUGUAUAUUGCACAAUUAUAAACUCAUUUUGCUUGUGGCUCCACACACAAAAAAAGACCUGUUAAAAUUAUACCUGUUGCUUAAUUACAAUAUUUCUGAUAACCGUAGCAUAGGACAAGGGAAAAUAAAAACAAAAACAAACAAAAAAAACGACAAAUCUGUCUGCUGGUCACUUCUUCUGUCCAAGCAGAUUCGUGGUCUUUCCUCGCUUCUUUCAAGGGCUUCCCUGUGCCAAGCUAAGGAGGCUCCAGGCAGCACCCGGGUUUUGCACUGUUUCUCCAGUGCUUGUGAGAGAGGUCUCAGGAUGCUGGUGCAGAACAGUUCACCUCAACGGGUACGUGCGCGAGCGCUCCCUUGCCCUGGCAAAGUCUGGAAUGUAGUUGGCACCUCCUGGUCCCCUUCCACCCCUGGGUGGGGCAGCUGGAGUCCAUGGGGGUGGCCCGAUUCCCCACCCCUUCCAGUGACCCGGUCAGAGUGAUCAUGUGUGGAGAGUCAGCUCAGCAUGCCUCUCCACCAGUAGGGCUCCCGCUUUGCUGUGUCCAGGGGCUGGAGGGAAGAUGGGAAGUCUGUCAUGUUUGUGUGAGCUGCACCAGGUAGAAUGCCAGGAACCCCAGAACCACAUACGAGAGUCCAGUCCCCUCUAGGAGGUAGCGAAGACUCCAGAAAUGUCCCUUUCUCUUCUCCCAUAUCCUGUGAGUAAUUGCAUUUGCUUUUGUAAUUCUUAAUGAGCAAUAUCUGCUAGAGUUUAGCUGUAACAAUUCUUUUUGAUCGUUUUUUUAAAGUAAGUAAAAACACCAAAAAAAAAAAAAAAAACAAUCCAGAAACUUGUUCUUCCAAAGCAGAGAGCAUUAUAAUCACCAGGGCCAAAAGCUUCCCCUUCCUAUAUCAAUACUUCUUCUGAGGCCUGAAUCCAAAAGAGAAACACUCAUAGGCCCUUUGGGUGGCUGGGCUACCUUCAGGCCCCUCGGAGGACCUGAUCUGGGGCCCACUCCAGCCUGCAUUCAGUAUUAGCAGUGGGUCAUGAUGUCCUUGCCCAUUCAGCCUGGGAUGGGGCCAAGGAGGAGAGGAGGCCAUUGCCAUUGAUGCUUGGCCACUAACAGGUGGGUGUCCGCAUGUGUCCACCUGCAUGCUUUCUAGCGGAAAUGUGAAAUCAGCACCUGAGUUAGCCUCACCCAGUGACCUCUCGCCCCACUGGGCUGGAGCAAGGCCCGCCCAGUUCAGUGUUUCUGGGGAGCUGGACAGUGGAGUUCAAAAGGCUUGCAGAACUUGAAGCCUGCUCCUUCCUUUGCUACCAAGGCCUCCUUUUCCGUUUGAUUUGUCACUGCUUCAAUCAAUAACAGCCGCUCCAGAGUCAGUAGUUGAUGAAUAUAUGACCAAAUAUCACCAGGACUGUUACUCAAUGUGUGCCGAGCCCUUUCCUCGUGCUGGGCUCCUGUGUACCCGGACACUGUAAUGUGUGCUGUGUUAGCUCUCCCCACCUCUCCCCUCUCACCCUCCCCUCGUUUUUCUGGGGGUUUUCUGUUUGGGUUUGGUUUGGUUUUUAUUUCCCCUUUUGUGUUCCAAACAUGAGGUUCUCUCUACUGGUCCUCUUAACUGUGGUGUUGAGGCUUAUAUUUGUGUAAUUGGUGGGUGAAAGGAACUUUGCUAAGUAAAUCUCUUCUGUGUUUGAACUGAAGUUUGUAUUGUAACCAUGUUUAAAGUAAUUGUUCCAGAGACAAAUGCUUCUAGACACCUUUUCUUUACAAACAAAAGAUUUUGGAGGGAGGGGAUGGUGACUGAGAUGAGAGGGGCUGUCCUAUUUCCCCAGGAGGGGAGACCCAAAGAGAUGACCCCUUCUCAGAUCAGCCAGAAGCUACCCAAGAAGUUAAACCUACACCAACAGACCGAAUAGCUGAUGCGUUGCCAUUUUCAAAGUCAGAGCAAAACCAGGUCUUGUUCCACCCAGUGGAUUCUUUUACCUUUCCCCCCUGAGAUUAUUAGCAUUGUUAUUUUUAAGGACAGACGAGGUUUAUGUUCCUGCGAGGAGAGCCAGGAGGGGUUUGAGCAGGGCCAACCUGGGGUGGGCCUGAACUAAGUGGCUCAAAUGAAAGACAGGCAUCUCCCUGGAGAUCUCCGCUGUAGCCACAGGUGUAUGUUGACAGGGCAGAUUGGCCACUCUUCACCUGAUGCAGCUCUUUCUAGACAGGCCAGGCAGUGGGCAUUACCGUUUAGGGCACCUUCAUCAUAUCCCACCUCUUUCCUCAGUGCACAACACUAAUGUGACCUCUUAAUUCCCACCAUCCCAGGUGAUGAGAUGAUGGUGGGGUGGGAGGGUGCACUCUCUUUGCUGUAAUCCAAUUCCCAGAAAAAUUUGGAUGUGAGAAACCCCCUUCCCUUUCCAUGGCAAAACCAAAUCAUUCUCAGAAGAGCCGUUAGUUACCCCCACCAGACAUUGUUUUGGGUUCACAGAACAGGGACAGGUAUGUGCUCCCUUAGCGCCUGGCAGCCCUUCCUCCGAAAGGCGAGGACAGUGCUGAUUGUAGUGACCAUUUGCACAAGGUGUUUUGUAGCGGGAAGAACCAGGCAGGGUGGCUGCCCCCUCCCGAGUUGCAGUGACACAGGCCAGCCACCCUGUGCUGAGGGAAGCCCUGCUGAGGGUGGGAGAAGGGGAGCUGCCCAGAUCAGACUUGGCUGGAGAUGUCUUGAAAAGCCCUCUAUUGCAUUCACCUUCAGUUUUUGUGUUUUGGGACAAUUACUUUAGGAAAUAAGUAGGUCGUUUUAAAAACAAAAAAAAAAUUGAUUGCUUUUUUGUAGUGUUCAAAAAAAGGUUCUUUGUGUAUAGCCAAAUGACUGAAAGCACUGAUAUAUUUAAAAACAAAAGGCAAUUUAUUAAGGAAAUUUGUACCAUUUCAGUAAACCUGUCUGAAUGUACCUGUAUACGUUUCAAAAACACCCCCCACUGAAUCCCUGUAACCUAUUUAUUAUAUAAAGAGUUUGCCUUAUAAAUUUACAUAAAAAUGUCCGUUUGUGUCUUUUGUUGUAAAAUCAAGUGAUUUUUUCAUAAGGUUCUUUUACUAUU
Molecule: messenger RNA, 10225 nt
Organism: Pteronotus mesoamericanus
Lineage: Eukaryota; Metazoa; Chordata; Mammalia; Chiroptera; Mormoopidae
Gene: MECP2
Product: methyl-CpG binding protein 2
Exons: 3
Coding region: 118-1659 (513 amino acids)
Biological process (GO): negative regulation of transcription by RNA polymerase II
Cellular component (GO): nucleus; heterochromatin
Molecular function (GO): chromatin binding; double-stranded methylated DNA binding; methyl-CpG binding
Source: RefSeq, a predicted model, not a curated record